Fukomys damarensis (Damara mole-rat) is the source of this 3047-nucleotide messenger RNA. It is a transcript of the gene Accs, whose product is annotated as 1-aminocyclopropane-1-carboxylate synthase homolog (inactive). Lineage: Eukaryota; Metazoa; Chordata; Mammalia; Rodentia; Bathyergidae. The transcript is spliced from 14 exons. The record is from RefSeq and is a predicted model, not a curated record. Gene Ontology annotation, molecular function: pyridoxal phosphate binding; transaminase activity. Bases 229 to 1728 code for a protein of 499 amino acids. Gene Ontology annotation, biological process: biosynthetic process; amino acid metabolic process.
CUGCCUCUGAGCUGCUGAGACGGGGCUUUGCAGAGAAGGAAGCGGCGGGGCUGCCCUUGGCCGGGUGUCCGCCCUUAGCAGUUGAGGCCCCGGCGCGGGUCACACUUCCUACGCUGCAAACCCCGAGCUGUCUCGCGAGGCGGCCCCGCCCCUCCGGACUCCGGCCUGAUCGCGCUGGGGCCUCUCGGAGCCGGGAUCCUGGCCGCUUUGCCCCCGCUCAGAGCCGAGAUGUUCACUCUUCCUCCGAUGGAAUCUGAGGCACCUGCUGCCCGUCUGGGCUCAGCUGCCACACAGCACGUGGCCAGCCUAGAAGGAGAAUGUCCCAGAAAGACAGACUGGAAGCUGCCGGGCCUCUACGGAGUGGGGGAUCCCAUUGCCAUGUGCUCCUUGGACAUCUCCUGCCUGUCCUGUAGAGGCAGAGUCAUCAAAUGGUUCUGGGACUCGGCGGAGGAGGGCUACAGGACCUACCACGGGGACGAGUAUGAUGAGGACAGGAACCCCAGUGGCAUCAUUAACUUAGGCACCAGUGAGAACAAACUCUGCUUUGACCUGCUCUCCAGUCGGCUGAGUCAGAGCGACAUGCUGCAGGUGCAGCCGGCCCUGCUGCAGUACCCCGACUGGAGGGGACAUCCCUUCCUCCGGGAGGAAGUGGCCAAGUUUCUGUCUUAUUACUGCAAGAGCCUGGCCCCGCUCAAAGCAGAGAAUGUGGUUGUCCUGAACGGCUGUGCCUCUCUCUUCUUGGCUCUGGCCACAGUGCUGUGCGAGGUAGGGGAGGCCUUCCUGGUCCCCACCCCUUACUAUGGAGCCAUCACACAGCACGUCUAUCUCUAUGGCAACGUCCGACUGGCCUAUGUGUACCUGGACAGUGCGGUCACUGGUCCAGACACCCGCCCCUUCCAGCUCACCGUGGAGAAACUGGAGUUGGCCCUGCAAGGGGUUGAAUCGGAGGGUGUGAAAGUCAAAGGCCUCAUCCUCAUCAACCCCCAGAACCCCCUGGGCAACAUCUACUCCCCAGGAGAGAUGCAGGACUUCCUGGGAUUUGCCAAGAGGCACAAGCUGCACGUGAUCGUGGAUGAGGUCUACAUGUUGUCUGUGUUCGAGGAGUCGCUUGGGUACCACAGUAUCCUGAGCCUGGAGAGGCUGCCUGACCCCCAGAGGACCCACGUGAUGUGGUCCACCAGCAAGGACUUUGGGAUGUCUGGGCUCCGCUUCAGCACGCUGUACACAGAGAACAGAGACGUGGCCACUGCUGUAGCUGCCCUCUGCCCCUAUCACGGUGUCAGCGGCCUGCUGCAGUACCAGAUGGCCCAGCUGCUUCGAGACCAUGACUGGAUUGACCGAGUGUACCUGCCAGAGAACCACGCCCGGCUGAAGGCAGCCCACGCCUAUGUCUCGGAAGAGCUCCGGGCCCUGGGGGUCCCCUUCCUGAGAGGGGGCGCAGGCUUCUUCCUCUGGGUGGACCUGAGGAAGGGAUGCAGAGGCUCCGCCGGGUGCUGGAAGGCAGAUCCCGGGCCGCAGAGGACGUCCCUGCCGGUCACACCCAGGACCCCGGCGAGCAGCAGCGGAGAUGAGGCGGCCACGGCCCGUGAGCAGCCCCUGUCCCCACCGGCAGGAGACAGGAGCCGCCUGCCAGCGGGAUUCCCGGUGUGGCUUUGCCCACAGGAACUGCGCCUGCUUUUCUGGGUGACCGCGGGACACGCGCACCCAUACAGAACCGGGGUGUCCUGACGGCCCCGCUCAGGAUGCAAACGGCAGCAAACAACUUCACCUUUUUCCCACCGCCCCUUCUUGCCUCCAGCCUGGUUGCCAGGGCCACAAGCCAGAGGAACAGCAGAGUUUAAAAUCAAAUUUUUUAAAUGCUAACAUUCCAAGGAGAAUGGAAUCCAGGCUGUGUUCAGAUCACGGGAGCCAGGAACCCGGAAUCCCACCCUGGGAUCCGUGGGGUGGGGCUUCUCAGUGGGAAUUUCCCCUCCAUGCCAAGUGGCUCCUCCCUCUCUGGGACUCCGCUCCUCCCCCCUGGAAAGGCGCUGCUACCCUCACUGUCGUCCCCAAAGCACAGUGGCCUACCAGGGGUUACUGCGGGGAGUUUGGGGCUGGAACUCAGAGCCCCAGGAGUGCUUGGUUCAGACAGGAUGAGCGUUCCCAGCCUACAAACUGUGUGCUCAGGAACUUCUCAGGCGCUGAUGCUUCCUCAGGAAUGGGGCUGGCACUGCCUGUGGUCCCAGCUUCUCAGGAGGCUGAGGCAGGUGGAUCACUGGAGCCUGGGAGUUUGAGACCAGCUUGGGCAGUAGAACUGAAAGCCAUUCUCAAAACGAACAAAAGCUGACUCUUGCUUUCUUUUAAGAGAAUGUCAGUGACAUCAGUGUUUCUGUGCUGUAGUUCAUGGUAUUUGGCUUAGGUCCUUUUUAUUUUUUGUUUCAUUUUUCUUUUUUGAUCUCUCCUUUAUUCAUUCAUUCUUCCUCCCUGUCUUUUAUGGAGGACCCACUAGGAGGUGCGGUGAAAAAUACAGAGGAAAGCUCAAAUUAAAAAAAAAAAUUAUUCCAAUAAAAGCCGCAUUUGUUGUUUUCUAGACCACUUGAGAAAUAGUUGCAAGCAUGAAGCUCUUUAGAAUCUCUUAUUGUAUGGGGUGAGAAUGUUUAAGUUUUAAAAAUGUGUAAAAGACCCGCUGCCAUGAAUACCCCCGGCCCCCCGGCUUGGAACACACUCGUCCCGUCACCCUUGCCACGUUCUGAAGCAGCUCUCAUUGCACUUUUGUGAGCGUCUUCAGUGCCCUUUCCUGGCUGCCUCAGUGUCCUGAAUCCACUCAGAAUGACCUUUUGUGGUUGUUUUUACUUUGAGGAGGAGCCAGAAGUCUCACGGUGCCAGAUCCGGUGAAUAAGGGGGAAGAGGACCCAGUGUCACGUUUUUAUGAGCCUGCCUUUCUGUGGGACGUCCCUUGGCAACAGCAUUCAUUGUAUUUUUUAAUCAUACCUCAUAAAGACACUCACCUGGAGUGACUUGCUUUCAUCUAUUUGAGUGUUAAAUUUUAGCAAAUACGUUUUUUAUUU